AUGACAGAACAUGGCCUCAGUUGGAACUCGCUCGUCGCUUUCGAUAACGUCGCAGCUGGCCAUGAGGGUGUCAUGUCAGAUGCGUCCGGUAGUCUGAUCAUUAAACCAUGUGUCGCUGCCGAGGUGGAAUUCUAUGAGGUGUCCAAUUCUGCGCAUCCAGACUUUGCCCAGCUGAUGCCAAACUUCAUGGGCAGCUUACAGCGCGGCCAGUCGAAAGAGCUCCAAGAUCACGUUACGGCAUCGCACUCUGCCAGCAGAAGUGCAAUCAUUUUACCCGCCGCUCUUGACGCCGAACAAGAUGAAAAGAACUCGAGAGAUACAGACAAAGCAAGCGAUCCGCUACACGGGAAGAAACUGGAUACAGAACUCGCCAUCGUAUUAGAAAAUGUGCUGGCUGGCUUUCGUAAGCCCAAUUUUGUCGAUGUGAAGCUGGGAAAACGACUAUGGGCAGACGACGCACCACUCGCCAAAAGGAAGAAGCUGGACGAUGUUGCAUCCGAGACAACCAGUGGUUCGCUUGGGUUCAGGGUUGCAGGCAUGAAGAUUUGGCAUCCUGAAGGCCCGGGAGAGUACGAAGUGUUCGACAAAUUUUAUGGUCGCAACUUGACACCAGACAAUGUGAAGGAUGCUUUUUCCGCGUUGCUAUGUCUCGACCAGAAGACGGAGGACUCGGAUGUUAUCGAUGAUAUCAUCAGCAACAUUGAAGAGGCAGUUGGCUCUAUAGAGCAGAUCGUAGCGAAGCAGGAGAGCAGGAUGUACUCGGCGAGUCUGCUAUUCGUCUAUGAGGGAGAUCCACAAGCACGGAAGCAGGCCAUUGACAUGGCUGUUGCACAAACGACGCUGCCCGUUGCGGACUCCGUCGAUGUCUCGCAAGCUGCAAGGGAAGAAGAGGAGGAGGAUGAGGGUAGUGGUGGAGAUGAUGGAGAUGAUGGAGACGAUGAGCAAGUCGAACCAAAGCUGUUCGACAUUAAGAUGAUCGAUUUCGCGCAUGCAAGUUGGACACCUGGGCAGGGACCAGAUGAGAACAUGCUAGCCGGAAUCCGCAACGUUCGCAAGGUUCUAAACAGUUUGAUCAAACAAGGCAGUCACAGUUGA
This is a messenger RNA of Aureobasidium subglaciale EXF-2481, 1095 nucleotides long. RefSeq lists its product as uncharacterized. Gene Ontology annotation, molecular function: inositol hexakisphosphate kinase activity; inositol-1,4,5,6-tetrakisphosphate 3-kinase activity. Gene Ontology annotation, biological process: phosphatidylinositol phosphate biosynthetic process; inositol phosphate biosynthetic process. NCBI's taxonomy places the organism in Eukaryota, Fungi, Ascomycota, Dothideomycetes, Dothideales, Saccotheciaceae. Bases 1 to 1095 code for a protein of 364 amino acids. The record is from RefSeq and is a predicted model, not a curated record. Gene Ontology annotation, cellular component: nucleus; cytoplasm. The transcript has 2 exons.